Choloepus didactylus (southern two-toed sloth) is the source of this 2695-nucleotide messenger RNA. It is a transcript of the gene DET1, whose product is annotated as DET1 partner of COP1 E3 ubiquitin ligase. Gene Ontology annotation, cellular component: nucleus; cullin-RING ubiquitin ligase complex. The record is from RefSeq and is a predicted model, not a curated record. NCBI's taxonomy places the organism in Eukaryota, Metazoa, Chordata, Mammalia, Pilosa, Megalonychidae. The transcript has 6 exons. Gene Ontology annotation, molecular function: ubiquitin protein ligase binding; ubiquitin-like ligase-substrate adaptor activity. Gene Ontology annotation, biological process: positive regulation of proteasomal ubiquitin-dependent protein catabolic process; protein ubiquitination. The coding region runs from base 585 to 2237 and encodes 550 amino acids.
CUUCCUACUUUUAUUCCGUAAAUAACGUAUUGAACGCCCAUUAGGUUGCAGCCUCAGUGCUAGGUUCUGAGAAUAUCGUGGUGGCUGAAGCUGACAUGGUUACUCCGUGCCUGGAGAGUAACAUUUCGUGGGGGGAUCACAUUAAACACAUUAUCAUGCAAGCAAAAGUAUAAAUACAAAUUGUAACAAUUACUGUGGGAGUUCUAUUUAGAUAGGGUGCUCAGGGGAGACUUUCUGAAGGAGGUGACGUUUAAGCUGCAACUUGAGAAGUUAUGACAACGGCCAGGGAAAGUACAUUCCAGGCAGAGGGAACAGCCCUGGUGGAUGCCUGAGUUGGCAAAGAAGUUGGCAUGGAGCAUGUUCAGUAUUCAGGAAGAGAAGCUUAUGAUGUCUCAAGCACUGUGAUGGACGUACAGAAUAUAAUGUUUAUCUUCUGGUUCUUGGGAACACACCAUCUAGUAAGGAAGUUUCUAGACUGUCAAUCAGUAUUUACCCUAAAUUGAUUUCAAGACCGCAUUAAUGGGUUGUGACUGGCAGCUGGAUAAAUUUGAUUUGCUCAGCCAUAGAGAGAUGUGAUUGUGAUAAUGGAUCAUCAUGUUUCUACCAUCAAACCUCGAAGAAUCCAAAACCAAAAUGUCAUUCACCGCUUGGAACGCCGGCGAAUCAGUUCAGGCAAGGCAGGUACCCAUUGGCAUCAGGUCCGAGUGUUCCACCAGAAUGUCUUUCCCAACUUCACAGUGGUCAACGUUGAGAAGCCUCCUUGUUUCUUACGUAAAUUCUCACCUGAUGGGCGCUACUUUAUUGCUUUUUCUUCAGACCAGACCUCUCUCGAAAUCUAUGAGUACCAGGGCUGCCAGGCAGCAGAGGACCUACUGCAGGGAUAUGAGGGGGAUAUCCUGUCCAAUGGCAAUGACCAGCGGUCAGUCAAUAUCCGGGGCCGGCUCUUUGAACGCUUUUUUGUCCUGCUGCACAUCACCAACGUGGCAGCCAAUGGCGAGCACCUGAACCGGGAGUGCAGCCUCUUCACUGACGACUGCCGCUGUGUCAUCGUGGGCUCCGCUGCCUACCUCCCAGAUGAGCCUCACCCUCCUUUCUAUGAGGUCUAUCGAAACAGCGAGUCAGUGACUCCCAACCCACGGUCCCCUCUGGAGGACUAUUCCCUCCAUAUCAUUGACCUUCACACUGGCCGCUUAUGUGAUACCCGUACUUUCAAGUGUGACAAAGUGGUCCUGUCACACAACCAAGGGCUGUAUUUGUACAAGAACAUCCUGGCCAUCUUGUCAGUGCAGCAGCAGACAAUCCAUGUCUUCCAAGUGACUCCCGAAGGAACUUUCAUUGAUGUGCGGACUAUUGGCCGCUUUUGCUACGAGGAUGACCUGCUCACUGUGUCAGCUGUUUUUCCUGAGGUACAGCGGGACAGUCAGACAGGCAUGGCCAAUCCCUUUAGGGAUCCUUUCAUCAAUUCCCUGAAGCAUCGGUUGCUGGUAUACUUGUGGCAUCGGGCAGAACAGGAUGGUAGCGCAAUGGCCAAGAGGCGCUUCUUCCAGUAUUUUGACCAGCUGCGUCAGCUACGCAUGUGGAAAAUGCAGCUUCUGGAUGAAAACCAUCUGUUUAUCAAGUAUACGAGUGAGGAUGUAGUGACACUGCGGGUCACAGACCCAUCACAGGCUUCUUUUUUUGUGGUAUACAAUAUGGUGACAACAGAGGUGAUUGCUGUGUUUGAGAAUACAUCAGAUGAGCUUUUGGAACUCUUUGAAAACUUUUGUGACCUCUUCCGUAAUGCUACCCUGCACAGUGAAGUUCAGUUUCCCUGCUCAGCUUCCAGCAACAAUUUUGCAAGGCAGAUCCAACGCCGGUUCAAAGACACUAUUAUAAAUGCCAAAUAUGGUGGGCACACGGAGGCAGUACGCCGUCUGCUGGGCCAGCUUCCCAUCAGUGCCCAGUCUUACAGUGGCAGCCCCUACCUUGAUUUGUCUCUCUUCAGCUAUGAUGACAAGUGGGUAUCAGUCAUGGAGCGGCCCAAGACUUGUGGAGAUCACCCUAUCAGGUUCUACGCCCGGGACUCUGGUCUGCUGAAGUUUGAGAUCCAGGCAGGCCUACUGGGCCGUCCCAUCAGCCACACAGUACGACGCCUUGUUGCCUUCACUUUUCACCCUUUUGAGCCUUUCGCCAUUUCCGUGCAGAGGACUAAUGCUGAGUAUGUUGUCAACUUCCAUAUGCGACACUGCUGCACGUAGGUGCCUCACCAAAGCCAGCUUCUCUGGUCUUCCAAGACUUCCAGGACUUCCAAGAUUUCUUAUCUCAGUAGACUCCAUAGCACAGCUUCUGACUGCCAGCUGCGAUCCCUUGGUUCCCAAUUGGUAUACCUUGAAUGAGAGAGCCAGAGGAGAGGAGUGAGGUGGCUCAGCCUAACUGAAUUCUUUUAUUGUCUACCAUCUAACUGUUGAUUGAUUUAAAGUCCUCUUGCCUUUUCCCUGUGGGAAUGCCCAGCAUUAAUUAAGUCUAGUUAAUUUUUGUUUUAUUUUUCAUUUUAUUGCUGUGAAGAUGAUAGCAUUACACCUGUACCCCCAUCACGACACUGCUUUGGCAUUGUGUUUUGCAACGUGAAACAGGUAAAUCUUUUUUCCUCACGAGAGUAAGGGCUCUCUUAAUAAGAAUAAAAUAAAUAAAUAAAGCCUUGAUAUUUUCUUAAAUA